Messenger RNA from Petromyzon marinus (sea lamprey), 3036 nucleotides. RefSeq names its product transmembrane protein 87A. NCBI's taxonomy places the organism in Eukaryota, Metazoa, Chordata, Hyperoartia, Petromyzontiformes, Petromyzontidae. The record is from RefSeq and is a predicted model, not a curated record. Gene Ontology annotation, biological process: retrograde transport, endosome to Golgi. Gene Ontology annotation, cellular component: Golgi cisterna membrane; Golgi apparatus.
GUGACGCGCAGAACGUCACAGCCGCGACGAAGCCGACAUGGCGGCUCGGGGCAGCAGAGGCAGCAGCGCCGCCGCCGCCGCGGGCACCGCGCAGCACGCGCUGGUCGCCGCCGUCCUCCUCCUCCACUUCGCGCUCUGCGCCAUGGCCGUCGCGCCUCAGGUCGGCAAGAAGGACGGCGUCUUCAACGCGAAAAACCUGAUGUUUCAUUUCUACAAGACUUUGUUUAACAACACUGAUGUCAUGCUAGUGGUAUCAGAGAAAACAUGCCAACCCAACGCCGUUUUCAAUGUGAAAUGGAUGCUGUUACAUUCCAAGUGUUACAAUAAGAUUGCUAACAUUCCAGAUAUGGAGGUUAAGCUGCUUUUGGAAGAAAAGAUUUCAGAUGAUAUAGAUUACACCACCAACCAAGUAUCGAUGACUUGUGCAAAUUUCAAUCUGGAGCGCAUGGCAGCUCAUCCAACGUUUGAGAAGUUUAUCAAAACAGUUAAUAACACGGUUAAAGCCAGUAAUUCCACAAAAACUAAACGGGAGGAAAAGCAGGUUUCCAAAAUUGAGCAAAAGGCCAGUACAGUCGCAAACAAAAACGGGAAGAAUGUGCUGACAAGGACAUGGAGAGAUGGGCCAUACCUCUUCAUAAUGAGUAUCCAUCCUAAAAGCAACACAACUGUUGGGCCAGAAUGGGAAAUACCCGUACAAGUUCAAAUGAAGAGCGAGGAAGGCUUUAUAUCGGCUGCCGACUGGCCACUUAUGAUUUUCUAUGUCGCGAUGUGCGUGCUGUACUCUCUGUACGGUGCCCUAUGGCUGGCCUGGUCGGCCUGCUACUGGAAGGACCUCCUGCGCAUCCAGUUCUGGAUUGGAGCCGUCAUUCUUCUCGGCAUGCUUGAGAAGGCCGUCUUCUAUGCCGAGUACCACAGCAUCAACUACUACGGCACCUCUGUCCGAGGGGCUGUAGUGUUUGCAGAGCUACUCUCUGCCCUCAAGAGGACCCUGGCUCGCCUUCUGGUCAUCAUUGUCAGCCUUGGCUAUGGCAUAGUCAAACCUCGUCUGGGUACCACGAUGUACAAAGUGGUUGGCGUGGGGAUGCUGUACCUCAUAUUUUCUUCAGUGGAGGGCAUUUUACGUAUCUCUGGGGAGCAGAACAGCGUCAAUGUCCUGUACUCUGAUAUCGCCCUCGCAUUCAUUGACUCCUGUGUCAUUUACUGGAUAUUCAUCAGCCUGUACCAGACCAUGAAGAUGCUCAUGCUGAGGCGCAACGUGGUGAAGCUGUCCCUUUACAGGCACUUCACCAACACGCUCAUCUUCGCUAUAAUCGCUUCACUUAUUUUCAUCAUCUGGACUACACGGAAGUUCAGAUUUGCAGAAUGCCAAUCGGACUGGCGGGAGUUGUGGGUGGAGGAAGCCUUCUGGCGACUUCUCUUUUCCCUCAUCCUCCUGGUCAUUAUGGUGCUUUGGAGGCCAUCUGCCAACAACCAGCGGUAUGCGUUCACUCCACUGCUGGACAAUGAUGAGGAUGAGGACGAGGAAGAGGAGCCCAUGAUGAACGAAGCAUACGAUGGCAUGAAGAUGAGGGGAAGUAAGCCCGAGUUGAAUGGAUCCAGCCGCCCAAAUGUCAACAAGCAGGAGGAUGAUCUCAAGUGGGUAGAAGACAACAUCCCGGCCUCGAUGGCAGAUGUUGCCAUGCCUGCCUUGCUGGACUCGGAUGAGGAAAUAAUGACCACCAAGUUUGAGAUGUCGAAGAUGGAGUGACGACCGCGAGUUGCGCUGUGCUUGAGGAACGAAACGCGGCUGGCGGUCCGGCCUGGUGCCUGCCACCCUGGUCACAUUGCCUGGCUGUUUCCUGCAGCGGAGAUGUUCCUGGGCAGAUGUUGGGGGUGGUGCACACCCAUUCCCAUAGGUGUGGCAGCACCUUUGCGUUCUAGUGUUUUGCAUGCGUUUUUUUUCCAAGAGAUUGUUCUUUAUCGGUCUUUUUAUUUACAUCAUGUAUUGGUAUUUAACUUGUAAAAUCUUUUUUUUUUCAGCACUUGUUGCAUAUUGGCCUUUUCAUGGAACUCAAAAGCGAGGGGACCUGGCUCAUGUAUUAUUUUUGAAGAGUUAGGCAGUUACUGACUUCUCAAGACUUGCUUAAACGUUUUGUAUUUUAAGUAUUUGGGAUAUAAUUUCAAGAAGUGUUCUAAAUAUCCAUGGUCUGGCAAGUGGUCAGUCAGUGCUGUUUGUCAAACCCUUGAUUUUACCAUAAUUUCUCACAUUGGUAGCCAAAUGUAAUGACUUUCUUGCAUUUGACUAUUCAAAUCCGAAUAAUUCCAUUGUCUUAAAUAUUAUACGAAUAAGACAUUAUCUUAUGCCUAACAGUGAAGGAAGUGGUACUUUCCUUAACAAGAUGUAAGAAUGGGUCUGUCCAGGUGAAGUUCUUAAGGACUGUAUGCCAAAGCGCUGUGGACAAAUACGUGUUUCACCUGAAAUAUGAAAUUAAGAAUUUGGAUAUUAUAUUAUGCAACAGGGCACCAAGACAUUAUUCAGAGCACAUGGAAAACAUGUUGGUCCCAGUUACACAGUGAAUUAAACAAUCAUAGUUGUAUCUUGACUUAAAGCUUUCGUGACUGCAGGAAUUCAUUCUUUGGGUCUUUUGGUAAAGUCACGUAGAUAGGUUCAAAGAAAAUAACAAAGUUAUAAGACCAAAAAUACCUAUCACUGUAUGUAAUACAUUUUAAAGGGUAUCACAAGUGCACCAGUGACUUGGUGGGGGCAAUAGAGUGCUGAUUACUUUACAAUUGUAUUUUAUAGAUUCGUCGCAUGCCGAUGUUUUCACUUUAACUGCACCUCGAAUUUAUGUUCCUUUUAAAUGUACAAACUUGACAUUGGUUACUGAUAAUAACCUAAUUUUUUGUUUCAGCUGGCUUCAAUGCACCGUUCUCCGAUGUGUUGGGAAUCGUCCCGCGCGUCGUUUUCUAAAUCCUAUUUUUUGCGUGCUGGGAACUUCGGCAGGAACUAAACAUUUCUGCGGAAGUCCCGUCCCCCCCCCCCCCCCCCCCCCCCCC